Messenger RNA from Marchantia polymorpha subsp. ruderalis, 861 nucleotides. The record is from the annotation of a GenBank genome assembly. Lineage: Eukaryota; Viridiplantae; Streptophyta; Marchantiopsida; Marchantiales; Marchantiaceae.
AUGCGACACGGGAUGGAGGGGCGGAGUACCUAUCGGGAACAACCCAAUUACGCUCGGGGAUCUUCAUUAUUCACGGCACAUUCAAAUCACAGCCACGACGAUCAUCGGCCUCUCUCAACUCAUAAGGCUCGUCGCUCCGUCUGGCCUCGCCUCGCCUCGAGUCGUCUUUUGGCUCCUGGGCUGUCCGCCUGUCCUACCUCUUGCUCCUCCCUGCGCCCGGAUCACGCACUUGGCAGAUUUCCUUGCCGCACUCUCAGCGCCACCAGAGCUCGUCGGCCGCGGCCACCAAACCGCCUGGCGCGACAAAAAAUUCUAUAUUCAAACCUCUUUUGUUCGAUUGCACGAUGCCCGAGCCCCGACGCUGCUGCUUUGAUAAAUCCUGCCCUGCGCUCCCCUUCCCCUCCCCCUCUCCACAGCCCGGCCCCCCGGCGGACGAGCGGGAGAGGUGCGCCGCGGGAUCCACUGCCGCUUCAGGGUUUCGCCUACGUCCUCCCUCGUACCCCGUACCCCGUACCCCGCUCCGAGCCGCGAUCCGGUCCGGCGCGCCCAGGUCCGGUCCGGCCCGGUCAGCUUGUCCCACUCUCCAGCGCAGGGUCGCACGCCGCGACCUUGCCAUGUCCGCGUCGUACGACCGUCCUCCCGGGAAACGCUCCUCCGGGCUUUACGUUAUCCCGAAUUUUCGGUCUUUCUUCGGGUCUCUCUGCGCGAUCGCAGCGACUCGACCGAAUUUCUGAAUUCUGCUCGUUUCUGAAUGCUGGGCGACGCAAUGCGACUACCGCGAGAACAGUUUUCGAGACCGACAACGGAGCGAGGGAGUACCAUUGUCAGGGGGUCAUAAAUAUGACACUGCGGGCGUCAUGA